AACGUGGAAAUUGGAAGGCACCAUUUUCUAUGGGAGUUGCAUAAUUCUGCAGCAUGUGUUUAUAUCCCAUUUCAUUUACCAUGGCGGGAUUCUACUUAAGACGGUCAUUAGGCGUAAACAAGACGAGCAGUGACAACAAAAAAUACCAGGACUUUUUUUUGCUGUUGGACUUGUAGGGACUGCAUCCUACAUUCGAUCAAGGCUAGAUCUUAUUAAAUAUAUACAUAAUUAACUUUUACCGUUAUAUGCAUAAAUUGAAUAAAUCUAUUUAAGUAAUUUAAAGACCUUAAUACCGGCAUUAAAAACAAUACGACUAGAAAUUAACUCUUCAAAGUGCGAAUUAUUUACCUGCGGCGAUAUAACUUUUGAAACACUUACAGAUCUGCCGGGAAUGAGGCAGAUCGUUAAAUCCUACUUCCAACUCCUAGGUGCUCCCGUAUUUUACGAGGGUGUCAGCUCCGUACUACAAAGCAAAAGGCAGGCACUUUCGGGGGUACGGAAGCACCUGGUUCAUCUGUCUGGCCACGUUUCCCUCAUUCUUCUGCGGAACUGUUUCGUUCUCUACUCUCUACCCCGUACCGUGUACACUUUACGAACAUCUCUGACUUGGUUUUUCGAACAGGACCUACAAAGCCUUGACGACACAUUACAACUCAUCCUAGAAACAGUACUGAACGUAAGUUUCAGCGGAGAUCAGUAGCGUCAGUCGUUUUUACCUGUUCGGUAUGGCGGUCUCGGUAUCCGUCGAGUCUAGGACAUCGGCUUGGUGGCUUUUUUGGCCUCGGUACACGGUUCAGCUGAUCUUGUUGGGCGCAUACUUGCAUUAGAGAGCACCAAUAUCUGCAUACCUUUCGCAGCAGAUGCGUUCGCAAAAUGGGCAACAUUAUGUCCAUCCAAGGAACAUCCGUAAAACCCGGCCGUUCAGAGGGGCUAGGAUGACAUCCUCUGCAGGCUACGUCAUGCAAAUUUACAGGCUGGUGCCUCGGGAACUGAUGUGGCACGUCUUAAGGCCACCUCCAAGCCUGAGUCAGGUGCGUGGUUGCACGCCUUGCCAUCCCCUCAUCUAGGCACGCUGCUGGACAAUGAUUCCCUAAUCGCAGGAUCGCAGUGGCCUUAAGGUUGGGGUGCAAGGUGUGCAACGCGCACCGUUGCAUUUGCGGAGUAAUGGUGGAGGAGAACGGCCACCAUGGACUCAGCUGGACGCAGGACGAAAUCGUUCGUCGAGCGAUGCUCUCGGUUGGUGUUCCGUGCCUCCUGGAACCACCAGGGCUGUCACGAACAGACGGCAAACGACGCUGGUUCCAUGGCAGAGAGGACAGUGUCUUAUAUGGGAUGCAACCUGUGUGAGUACAUUUGCUGCAUCCCAUGUAGGACACACUGCUAAGUCGGCAGGCUCAGCAGCAGUGACUGCCGCCAAAAGCAAGCGCCUGAAAUACUCUGCGUUGGAAGCCACCUACGACUUCGUGCCCGUAGCCGUCGAGACAGCCGGACCCUGGGGGUGGGAGGCGCGUGAGCUCUUCCGAGAGCUUGGCAAGCGACUUAGGGAGAAAGGAAAUGACCCACGUUCUGACUCAUGGCUUGUCCAACAGAUCUCCAUCGCCAUACAGCGGGGUAACGCUGAUAGUGUGAUGGGGACCUUUGGAUUGGACCCGGCAUGGCUCAGAACGGGUUUUAGUUUUUAAGGUUUAACUAAUUGUUUAAACAGUCAAUAUGACUUUUCUUUUUUUUUAUUGAAAAUUUUAACCUUUAACAUAAAUAUUUAUAUAUCCAAGUAUCAAUAUCGCUUAACCCGUCAUUACUUCACUGUAGGUAAAUACCACCACGCGCUGACUUGGAAGAGCAGAGCUCGUAAAGCAAUUGUUAAACAAUAGAUCAACAUUAUGGUUCUCUUUGUGCAGUUUCAAGUUGAAUCUCGCCAUGGUAAAUGAAAUGGGGUAUACAUACAACAUGUAUACAUGUUAUCUGUAAGUAAGUUAUUAUGUUACACUUUUACAAUUUACAAAACAGUUGUUGUCAUAGGUAAUAGGCAUAAAAAGGUGAGCUCAAUACAACCAAUGGAAUCGUUAAGUGGUACAAAAAAUUUAUCUAGUUACAAAUAUUUAUUUAUUUAUUUAUUUAAAACUUUAUUGCACAAAAGAAAAACUUAAUGUACAAAAGGCGAACUUAAUGCCAUGAGGCAUUCUCUACCAGUCAACCUUAGGGCAAAGCAGAAAAAAUUGUAGGUGGUGCGUUUAAAACUAAAAUAAAUUGUUAUUGAAAGAAUUAGAGUCCUAAUACACAUAAAUUAAUUAUAAACUUUUACGUUUUUAUGUGUUUGCUACAUAUUUUUUACUUAUACUGAAAGCUGAAAGUGCAUUCGGGUAUUUUGGAAUUAUACUCGAAUGUCAGUUAGUUCCGAAAAUUACCUAAGUCAGUUUUUCAGUCUAAUUUUGGAAUUAUUCAAUCGUACGGAAUUGUUUAGGAUUUAACUGACCUUACUUCGUUUUAUCAUUCAGUACCUAGGCGACCGAGCUUUGCUCGGUUAUAACUAUUUAUUGUAAUAUGGUGGUGUAUAGGUGAUAAUACUGAUAAUCUUAACUACACUUUGUUACUAAAUUAAACUUGUCUAAAACAAUAAAAAUUAAAAAAUUAUAUAUAAACUUGAACAUUUAAAAAAAAAACAAAAGUUAAUCACCGGGCGAGAUUCGAACCCGUAACACUCGUUUCUAGCCGUCCGCGUCUUAACCCGCUGGACCAGACGGACAGUGGCCGGCAACACGAAAUUAGCGACCAUAUUCUGCGUCGAAAGAAAAACGCAUGAAAACUCGAAAACACGCGUUUUCCCAAACAUAAGACUAAUCUAGAUCGAUUGUAUACCCCCAAAAACCCCCAUAUACCAAAUUUCAGCGAAAUCGUUAGAGCCGUUUCCGAGAUCACAGAAAUAUAUAUACAAGAAUUGCUCGUUUAAAGGUAUAAGAUAGGUGAAUGAGACACAAAAAAAAGAGAUUUUUUAUAAAUUAAACCUGUAAAUGUCAUCAAAAUCAUUAAAUGCACAAAAUAUUGCUCGUUUAGUGUUAUAAAAUGAUACAAAGUCUUAAUUCAUAUUAAAAUAUAUAUAUAUAUCAAAUAAUAUAUUAAUUAAUAUUCAAUGGCACGCGUAUAACGUCUAUACUUUGGUGUUUAUUUUUGAGAGAGCACUCCAGGUAUGGUAAGAAAAAACUAUAAUAAAUCUUCGUAGGGGUGUGAGGGGUCCCAAACCAUUUUUUUGCCCAAGGUGGUCUUAUAUAAGGCGGCGCAGGGGCACAAAGUAGUCAUUCACUCGAUCGCUCGCCGAACUAUCGAAGCUCCGAUAACGUCCAAACUUACCUGCUUCGUUUGUUCACGCUGUACGCUACGGUUUAGCGUCACUUUAACAUGGUGCACGAAUUUCAAAAGAAAGUUGCGAAUUACGGCCUCUACUCUUCAUACAUCAAGACCGAAACACCAAAAAUGAUACGCAUUGCACCAGCGCCAGAGAUUAACUAUUCAAAUGUGGAUACACAAGAUAUCGAACCAAAAAUGUACAACUAUAAAAACAACCCCUACUCAGGCGCUCAGGCUGCUUCUAUAGCGCGAAGAAACGCCAGGGAAAGGAAUCGUGUGAAACAAGUGAACGACGGAUUUAAUGCGCUACGGAAGAGGCUGCCGGCUGCUGUUAUAGCUGCUCUGUCGGGCGGGACACGCCGUGGCUCCGGAAAGAAACUAAGCAAAGUAGACACACUUAGAAUGGUGGUUGAAUACAUUAAGCACUUGCAACAACUUCUGGAUGAAAGCGACGUCGCUUUGGGUAUCAAAAGAGAUACGCCAACUACUUCUAUGGAGCUACCUUACGAGGUUGAUGAAGGUAUUUUUGCUGGUCGUAGCUCACCUUAUUCAGAUUCAGUGCCAUCUCCGGCCGGGUCGGAUUGCUCUUCGGGUGUGUCGUCAUCGUAUUCCACUGGCAACACUCCGUGUUCUGAGUACACCGCUCACUAUCACCACGCCACAGAACAAUUUAGUCAAAUGGAAGAGGACGACCUGCUUGAUGCAAUUACCUGGUGGCAACAAAAGUAAAGUUUCUGUAUUUUUAAAAUAGACAAUCAAAUCUAGUCAUAUGUGUAAGGAAUAAUGUUAAAUUAUUUAUUUAUGUAAAUAAUAAGGCUGUGAAUAUCAUCAUACCAGUAAUAGAAGUUGCCACAGGAAUUAUAGAACUAUAAAAGUAGGUAACCGUUGUUAAAUCCUGAAACUUCGAAAUUGUUGCCUCACUGCUUGUAUUUAUUAAAGUAUUAACUAAAUGUAAUGCAGAUUCAAAUAAAAAUAAAAUGAUAUCUAACAG
Cydia pomonella (codling moth) is the source of this 4333-nucleotide messenger RNA. It is a transcript of the gene Ash3, whose product is annotated as achaete-scute complex protein T5-like. Gene Ontology annotation, cellular component: RNA polymerase II transcription regulator complex. NCBI's taxonomy places the organism in Eukaryota, Metazoa, Arthropoda, Insecta, Lepidoptera, Tortricidae. The transcript has a single exon. Gene Ontology annotation, biological process: regulation of transcription by RNA polymerase II. Gene Ontology annotation, molecular function: protein dimerization activity; DNA-binding transcription factor activity, RNA polymerase II-specific; RNA polymerase II transcription regulatory region sequence-specific DNA binding. The record is from RefSeq and is a predicted model, not a curated record. Bases 3394 to 4071 code for a protein of 225 amino acids.